UUUCAACCACCAAUCCCGCAUGAGCGUUGUGGCCUCCUUUGGCUUGGGCUGCAGAAACCCGUCAGCGUGGCUUACGGUAGUGUGAAGUCUGAGGUGAGAUGGAUUCUGAUUUGUUAUCCCUUGGAGCUGGGGAUAUGGGGUGUGUCUCUGAUGUGGCAGCUAUGCGAGAGAAGCCGCCAUGGAGCAGGUUAAAAGACGGUAAAGCCCCAGGUUUGGAACAGUGAGCAAGCAGCACAAAGCCCAUCGGAACCAGAACUCCACCAGCACAUACAUACCAACCACACACCUAAACGACCAUGAUCGUGGACAAGUAUACGACCCUGAGAAAGGCAUUGGUCAAGGGACGCCUUCUCCUUCCUCAUGAUGAGGGUUACGAGGAGAGUCUGGAGCGAUGGAGUCUCACUUGCGUGAAGCCAGCCGCAGCUGUAGCCCAGCCGGCAACCGCCGAAGAAGCCAGUGCGACUGUCAAGUUUGCAACCGCCAAUGGCAUCGCCUUCAAUGUGAAGUGCGGCGGGCAUAGCACCGCGCCAGUGUCGAGCGCGCCCUCCCCCGAAGGUAUGGUCCUUGACCUGUCUCUGAUGAGGGACGUCACCGUGGACCCUGACGCGCAGACCGUGUCUUUUGGAGGAGGCUGUCUCUGGAGAGAGGUUGACGAGGCGCUGUGGAAGCAUGGUCUCGCGACUGUGGGCGGUACUGUAUCGCACACCGGCGUUGGUGGACUCAUCCUGCAUGGCGGGUACGGGGCCCUGACGGGUCGUCGUGGGUUGGCGCUGGAUAUUUUGAUCUCUUGUGAGGUAGUCCUAGCCGAUGGAAGCAUUGUAACGGCUUCCGAGACGGAGAAUCCAGACCUGUUCUGGGGUCUGCGUGGCGCUGGCAGUAGUUUCGGCGUUGUCACCAAGUUUACCAGCAAGGCGUACCCUCAGGGCGACAUCUGGGGCGGCAUGUUCGUCCUCCCUUUGGACAACCUCCCUGCCGUUGUUGACUUCAUCAAUCACUGGGACGAGACCAACGAUGGCUAUCAAUCCUUUGGAGCCUCCUUCACCCAUACACCUCUGUUCCCAGGGGCAGACCCUGAAGCGCCGCGUCCUCCCGUGUUGAUUCUAAACGUCAUGCAUACCGGUAGCGACGCGGAGACGGCAGGGCCAGAGUACUUUGCUCCGGUACUGAAGUUGGAAGCCUCGAUGAAGCAUGUCGGCCCCAUGCCGUAUCCCGAAAUCAACAAAGGGGCCGACGAGAUAUUUUGUUCGGGCAAAAAAUAUCUAUUUGGCGGAUGCAACUUCACCAUUCCGCUUGAGCUCUCCACAGCAGAGGCUUGCCGAGACCGAUUUAUCGGCUUCAUCGAAGCCAACCCGGAAGCCAAGGGCAGUGUGUGCAUGCUCGAGUGCUUCUCCAAACGCGUGAGCGGGCUGGUCCCGGCCGAUGCCACGGCAUUCAACAACCGAGGCAACUACUUCAACAUUGGAACCUUGUGGACAUGGAAACAUGACUCCCUCGACCAGGCAAUCCGCGACAAUAAUCGUGCGUUUCAGAAAGAUAUCCGCGAACUUGGGUACAACGACACGGACCUGAAGGACGGCGUGGGCCGGUAUGUGAACUACGACGGCGAUACGCUGACGGCUAAGACGGCCUUUGGGUCCAAUGCCGAGCGACUGCGGGAGUUGAAGGAGAAGUAUGAUCCCAAGAAUGUAUUUGACAAGAUGUGGAAACUUGGAGUUCAAACUGAAGGUCAAUGAUCUCAGGCUUUGGUUGGACGAUAUCAAAGUAUACGCAGAGUUCAGUCAAUAUAUUUGAUCAUCAAGUAAUUGUCUGGAGUAGGAUCCACG
Messenger RNA from Ilyonectria robusta, 1823 nucleotides. RefSeq lists its product as uncharacterized. The record is from RefSeq and is a predicted model, not a curated record. Bases 297 to 1733 code for a protein of 478 amino acids. The transcript is spliced from 2 exons. Lineage: Eukaryota; Fungi; Ascomycota; Sordariomycetes; Hypocreales; Nectriaceae. Gene Ontology annotation, molecular function: FAD binding; oxidoreductase activity.